CUCACUGUGCACAUGCAGCGAUCCCAUAACGUGAGGAGCAGCGCACACUGGAGGGCGAGCUAGCGUAGUUGUUUUUCUCCUGUUCGCUGUUUACGUCCCCCUCCAUUCAUGUCCGCGGACCACCUCGUGUUCGGCAGCGGGUCUUAGUUCCGCCGGGCUCCUCCAUUUAUUCCCCCGCACCGGCAGUCUGGACUUGAAGCGAGCGAUGCGGGAGGAGGAGGAGGGCUGGGUGGCGUCAACAACAACACGGCGCGCGGCUACCGUCCCGUUAGCAUCACAGCGUCCCGCGGCCCAUGCCGUUUAGUCCCGCGGCCUCCAGUCUAGCCCAGUCCGGUCCGGUCGCGUCCCGAAGCCCGUCGUGAUGGCCGAGGACGACCCCCAGCAGCAGCAAGUGGAGCGCGCGGCGGGCGGCGCGGCCGGCCUGCUCCCCGGGCUGCAGGGCGCAGAGGCCGGCGCUCUGCAGCUCCGGAUCAAGAACUCCAUCUGCAAAUCUGUUCAAUCAAAAGUGGAAAACAUUCUGCUGGAUGUUGAGAAGUUCUCAGACAUCGAAAAACUCUACCUCUACCUGAAGCUGCCUUCUGGUCCCAGCAGUAGCAGUGAUAAAAGCGAUCAGAGCGCCCUGUCAGCGAGCCGCACGCAGCAGAUGCAUGCGUUCAGCUGGAUCCGCAAUCAUUUGGAGGAAUACCCCGAGACCUCUCUGCCCAAGCAGGAGGUCUACGAUGAAUACAAGAGCUUCUGUGACAAUCUGAAUUACCAUCCACUGAGCGCUGCAGACUUUGGGAAAAUGAUGAAAAAUGUCUUCCCGAACAUGAAGGCGCGUCGGCUGGGCAUGAGGGGAAAAUCGAAGUACUGCUACAGUGGGCUAAGGAAGAGACCUUUUGUUCACAUGCCCUCGUUACCCACUCUGGAGCUCCAUAAAAGCGGGGACGGGCUGCAGUGUGAUGUCCUAGAGUCCUCAGGCCAGCUAAGCAGCAUAAGGGAGGAGGUGCGCUUUGCCGCCUGUGACCUGGUGUGUGAGUGGGCCCAGAAGGUGCUGAAGCGCCAGUUUGACGCUGUGGAAGAUUUGGCUCGCUUCCUUAUCGACAGCCAUUACAUCAGCAACAAGUCUUUGGCAGCUCUCACCAUAAUGACCGGUACUGCAACAGAGGUGAAGACUCCACAGACGCUCUCAGCCUUUGUCCCCACCACUGAGGCUCACUCCUUCCAGCCUCACGCCUCAACCUUGUCGUCGCCUUCUGUCGAUGCCAAGCAGCAGCUUCAGAGGAAGAUUCAGAGGAAGCAACAAGAGCAGAGGCUGCUCUCUCCUUCACCGGCAGAGGGACAGGCCAAGGGGGCAGACGACGGCGUGGCCUGUGGCAGCCCCGUCUCCCCCUCCCCUCAGCCAACCAUAGGGAUAGUGGUCACCGCGGUCCCGAGCCCCAUCACGGUGCAGAGAAGCCGACAGCUGAUGUCUCCCAGCCCGGUGGCAUCGGUGGAGAACAAAAUGCUGCCAAUCAACUUCCAAAUGGUGACCCAGCCAGCUCAGCCGCUGAAACAGAGCCCCAAAGCCCUGCAAAGCAUCCUGAGCAGUCCCGUAGGAGAACGCUCCGCUCGCCAGCGAUACGCUCAGAUCCUGCCCAAGCCCUCAGCCACGACAGCGAUCGCGUUGCGCUCGCCCUCCACCAUGAUCAUCGCCAAUAACCCCAUUAAGACCGUGAUGACUACAUGUCAUGUGAGCCCAGUCAGUCUGGUCAAGAUGACAGCCAUAUCACUGGCACCCAGCAGCAGCAGCAGCAAUACUGGCACAUCCCUUACAAACACCACCCUGCGGCCAGCGUCUGCAGGCAUUAGCACGUCUAGUGUUACAGAAGACAUCAGCUCUGAUCCGGGCUUCAGGAGCGCUUCUGCAGUCCCUAUUCUGGCCCCAGUGGCCAGGCCAGAGCCGGCUGAUAACACACAUAGCAUCGAUGUUGAAAUGGAAGUUGAGGCCAUACAUAAAAACAGCCAAAUUCAAACUCUUAGCGGGCUCAUUGUGAAUCAAGGAGGAAUGGCAAAUAAAACUGUGGGGGCUAUGCAGAGAGCUGCAAGUGUGCCCAUACCCCAGACUAGAGGCUUCCUGGGUCUGGAGGAAACAUCUCUUACUGAAUGCAAUGGAAAGUUCUCAUCAAGCACCAACACUGUGGCAGCAGUCGAAGGCAACAAUGCUUGUUCUAAUAAUACAAGCAGCUUGCACUUAGCUCCCUGCUCUCAUAAUACCAGCGGUGCUUUGUUACUCACCACACGCAGACCGCCAUCAUUUGGGGAAAACAAUGGCGCACCACCAGCAAAGGAAGGUUUUUUAUCCACAAAGAGCUUCAGGAAACGUUCGGGCCUCAGCCCAGACCUUUCCCCAGUCAAAAGGCUUUUCAUCCCCCAGCAGCCAGUAGGGGGCGCUGCUGGUCUUGGAUACGGUCUGACAGCCUCCGGCGGACACACCUCCGGGGCAGGUGCUCCGGCCAGGCCCGAGAGCGCGCCGGCCACCAGAGAGGUGGAGAUGAAAAUGUCCAGCGCCGUCCGCUCGCCGUGCACGUCGUCCUUCAGAACCAGCGGCUUCUGCUCCGUUGCCAAAACACAGGGCGCAGUGCAGGUGAAAAAUGUGGGCCACAUGUUGCUACAGCAGCAGCACCAGCAGGGUUACACAGCGCCCAGCGUGCAUGCCAGCCUCCAGAGACCGUUGAGUGCGAGCGAUGUUAGGAGUUUAAACACAGGGAGUCUGGAAGGAGCUCAGCAGCACUCCUACGCUCAGUCCCACCCUGCCCCUGAACCCUUAGCAUUUUUAAACCAAGCCUCAUCGUCCAGUCAGCUCCCCAUGCACGUGGAUAUGGACUACUUCUCAUUUGAUGAUGAUGUGACUCAGGACAGCAUCGUGGAGGAGCUGGUGCAGAUGGAGGAGCAGAUGAAUCUUAACAACCUCCAGGAGUUUGGAGACUGUGUCCCACUGCAAGGUCAACAUGCUGCGGUGCCUAACACCAUAAUGUCCCCCAGUCAGACCAUGACUGCGUUCUAUCAUGCUGCACACAACAGCAGCAGCAUCAGCCUAAUCCAAACCCCAACCCCAACGCCCACACCCACAUCAGAAAUGCUGGGAGGAGCGCAUGGCCUGGCUGGAGAGAGCCCCUGCUCCCGCAUCGCCUCCACCACCCCCGUGGACAGUGCACUGGGAAGCAGCCGUCACACUCCAGUUGGUACUCCGCUCUCCAACUGCAGCAGCACUGUGCCCCCCAGUCCAGUGGAGUGCAGGAACCCAUUUGCAUUCACACCCAUCAACUCCAGCACCACCAGCUUCCAUGACAGCAGCACGGUCUCCAGCAGCCCCGUGAAGCCCAUGCAACGGCCCACUGCCACCCACCCGGACAAGACCCGCCUGGAGUGGAUGAAUAACAGUUACAACAGCAGCAGUGGGAGCUUGAACAAGUCCAACACUGGCAUUGGGAUCCUUCCCAGCUACCAGGGCCUGAUAGAUGACCAUUUUCAAAAACCACAUGCCUUCGCCGUCCCUCACGCACGUCACCAUGACAGCGGUUUUGGCCGUUUGACUCCCAUCUCGCCUGUGCAGCAGCAGCUAGCUAACGUGGCCAACGUGAGCAGGCAAGAGGGCUUUGCCGUGCCGGCUCCGCUGGAUAAUAAGUGCGCCAACACUCCUGCUGCCAGUUUUCGCUGUCGCAGUGUCAGCCCCGCUGUCCAUCAGAGGAAUGUGAGCGGCAGCGCGGGAAACAGCGGCCUUCCCAACGUUCCCCGAUCAGUGGUGUCUCCCUUUAACUCUCCUGUGACGCCUGAGGUGCUCAAUAUCUUUGCAAACAGCCAGAUGAAUCUUGGAGUGAGCAACAUGGCUCAAAGGAGCCGUUCUGUGCCACUCAACAUAAUGAUGCAAACAGAGGCCCCACCCCCACCGGGCCAGCAGCGCAACAGCAACAGCAUUGCCAGUGUCCUGCUGAGAAAGCUGGAUGGAGACCACGAUGAGGCUGUGCGGGGUCUGGGCGUCAAUAAUCUACCGUCUAGCUACACUGCACGCAUGAACCUCAGCCACAUGCUUGAGUCUGACCCCACCCACUGCUCUGACAGUCUGACCUCUGACCUCACCCUGAUGACGCCUGACUCCAGCGCACGCAAGCUUCUCAGGCCAGACUUCCCCCCAGAAAACAUCAUUAAUGAACAAACCAUUUUACAGGCAGCGUGUGGAGAGCAUCAGCAGGCCCAGUCUAUGUUCAUGACUUUGAAUCCGUCACAGCAGCGAGAAGACGUGCAACAGCCUCAACAGUUGGGUUUCAGCAGCAGCGUUAAAGGCCUCACGAUAGACAACGGUCUGACGUCUGGCAGUCAGCUCAUUGAACAGGUGUCAGAAUUGACCCCAUGUGGGGCUGAUUUCCCGUGUGAAAUCAGAAUGACGUCAGAGCUUUCAAGUAGCAUAAAUGACCUAAACGCAAUGGACACAAACCUGCUUUUUGACCCCAACCAGCAGCAAGGACAGCAUCAAAACGCUGCUGCAGAGGAGCUGGUGAACGAGUCGCUGUUUCAACAAAUUACCAGCGAGGCCACGCAUUCUGGCGGACUUGACUGGCUGGAAAGCAAAGAUCAUCCAGCUGUUGGGCUGAUGGGUUGAGACUUUUUAAAUCAUGUUGAUCGUGGUAGUGUUUUGUUUUGUUUGUAUCUUCAGGCAGUCAUAAUUUAUAACACAACACUGGACAUGUGAGGUUUGUCCAGUUUAAGUGCCAGAUUGACCUGAAACAAUGCUGCAACGCUCUGGUUAAAAUGCUGGUCAUUUACAUUAACUGGAGAUCAUCACCUCACAAUGUUUGAUCAAGUUUCCAACAAGUGAACAAAAUUUAGUGAACAAAAUGAAAUCCCAUAUAAACCCUGUUUUCACUGGAAAAUGUGAGAUUUAAAUGUAAAAGAGAGCAAAGCCAGUUGUUUCUCAGUGUAAGAACUGGGGCAUAAUGAAGCAGGGCUGUCAAUCAUAGCCCUUCUAUGACAGAAUCUCUUUAAAUUUAAUGUCAGCAAUUGUAUUCAUUAUGCAAUUAAAGUCCCAGGAGUAAAAUCUAUUCAAAGCUGAACAAAUAAUGUUUCAUUAGGAAAAUAUUUGUGUGCAAUUAAGAUUCAGUACAAGAUCAUCUUUACAGGAUUUUAGUUGAUUUGUUCUUCAGAGCAGAUAAAGAACAUAAUAAUGACAAUGUAUGCUAACUUCAUCCAUUCAAUACAGCAGCUCUGAACUCACUGAUUCUGAUGUCUCAGCUUUUAGGUUGAAGCUGUCAGAAAGGUGAUAAUUCUACUAUUUGUUUAUUAUUGAGGUCACAGCAGGUGAAUUCAUAAUACUAAGUGGGGAUUAUAAUGCUUUGCCCAUUAAAUAUUUAAAAUGAAUGAGGGGACCUGAAUAUUAUUAUUUAGUAUAAUUCCAUAUAUUUAUUAAUUAUACAGACUGUUGGCAGCCAGUGUUAAUUCAAAGCCAUUUCAAAUUGAGUGUGAAUAAACUGAACAAAACCUAAAUAAACUUGAUGAAUUUAAAUAAUUAAAAAGAUAAAGUUCUUCUCAGGUCGUUAACUCUCAAUUAUCUAACCUAGUUAAAUAAAUACAAAAUAAAAUAAAUAUUAGUUUAAGUUAUUAAUUGUAGACACACAAUUAAAAAAUGUCCUGUGAUCAACAGUCUGUCAAAUGGUGGAUUCCUGCACUUUUAUGUAGUCUUGCCUAAAGUAAUUACAGACAAUGACUAUAUAGCCAUAUUUCUUUAAAACUAAUGAGCCUUGCUUUUAUUGUAUGCACAUAACUUAUUUGAGUGAAGGUUAUCAUCUGAAGAUGAAUAAAUGGACAUAGAUGAUGCUUAAGGCACUUAAAUGAGGUAUUUCUAAAUUUUGCACUCAUUGAACUGCACUGACAAUCUGCAAUAGUUGUAUUCGUUUACAAAUAUGCACUGUUUAGUUUGGAUGAUAACAAAAUGCUUGCAAUGACUGAGGAUUCAAUCAAUAUGCAUGAAGGUACUCAUUAAAAUGAAAGUCAAGCUUUACGCAGAUGAUGAGCUCAUGUUCACUGUAGAGCUUUGAGUUCCUGAGCCUUUUGUCCGUACCAAAGAUUAACGUUCAAUCAUAACUGUAACCACAUGCACUGAAACCUUUGGUGUGUGAUGCAUCCCUAAGCUUUGUUUGAUCAUACAUUUUACUGAGAUCAGUGUCUCUUGCGAUAGAGACCUGACCCAAAAUACAGAUUAAACUUUCCUAUGCACCAAGUGCUUAGUGGAAACAAAGGGAAAUUAAAAUAUCUGUAGCUUUGUUCAUCAGACUAUUCAUAGUUGUUCACUAUAGUUGAGGUUGUAGUAAGCCCUAAUUUAUACAUAAAACAUACAUAAAAAUUAAAAUGCUUCUCUGUGUUAGCAGUAGCUUUUAGGUGUUUUUGGUCUCACUAACCUUAUUUCUUGUUUACGUGUGUGUUGUUUGUACAGGAGCCUCGCAGCCUAUAUACAGUAUACGCUUAUGUAGUCUGUUGUACUGUUUUGUUGUGCGCCAGCGCAUAUUACCAUGUGUUGUACAGCAAUGACAGAAUUAGACAAAUCCCUUUAAAAUUCAAACUGAUAACUAAGAUAUCUCAAGAAUAGAUUUUAGCAAAAAACUACGUGUUUAAAAAAUGUUUUUACGUAAUUAAUAAUUUAACAAUGCGGUAAUAUAUGGCAAAUGUCCAGAAUGUGUUGUUUUAUACAGGUACAUACAUAAAGGUACAGUAUUAUGUGGUUAAAGCAGGUCCUUGUUACACAUAAUUUCAUUUUUGGUCUAUUAUUGAGCGCUGACUUAACCAGACCAUUUGUUUAACUUGUGUGUCCAUAGAAGCAUUUAUUUUGUCCUGUUUAUUGAAGACUUUACCCUUCCUCUUGUUUGUACUGGGUUCAGAGCUGUAGAACUGCCCUCCACUGGAUUUUUGUUGCUGUAGUCGGUGUGAGAGUGUAGGACGUAUUUGCAUUUUAGCAGGUGCUUUUUUAAGGGGAAGUGCUUGUUUAUACUGGAUUUUCAAGAUUUUCAAGGCCAAUAAACGUUUGUAGUUA
Messenger RNA from Betta splendens (Siamese fighting fish), 7039 nucleotides. RefSeq names its product DNA-binding protein RFX7-like. Gene Ontology annotation, molecular function: DNA-binding transcription factor activity, RNA polymerase II-specific; RNA polymerase II cis-regulatory region sequence-specific DNA binding. Gene Ontology annotation, biological process: regulation of transcription by RNA polymerase II. Bases 362 to 4618 code for a protein of 1418 amino acids. Lineage: Eukaryota; Metazoa; Chordata; Actinopteri; Anabantiformes; Osphronemidae. The transcript has 9 exons. The record is from RefSeq and is a predicted model, not a curated record.